This is a messenger RNA of Paraglomus brasilianum, 513 nucleotides long. The record is from the annotation of a GenBank genome assembly. Lineage: Eukaryota; Fungi; Glomeromycota; Glomeromycetes; Paraglomerales; Paraglomeraceae.
AUGCGUAGAUCGCUAAUUCCGGUAUUUACAGAACCAUUUCAACCGGUAUUGCCAACGGCAAGGUUUAUUCCUACGGUUGAACGCGAAUCGAUAGACUUGGAUAAAACGUUAGUCAUAUACAACGAAGAGCUACUGUCAAUGGCAGGAAUACUUACUCGCGUCUUAGCUCCAGGAUUGAAAAGAAGUGCAACCGGCACGCAAACUUUUACCUUUCGUCCAAGUACACCUAAAAACCACGUGGGCAUCAUAAUGGAAAAGAUGUUUUUUACCUGCUCCAACAAACCUCUGUCUGUCCCCGUUAUUCCAAAGAAUGUGCUGAACGAUUGCAGAAGUUUCUUUUAUAAGGCCAAGGAACGAAUGGUGAUAAAAGAGAUCACGUUGGAAGGCGUGUUGAACGUGGAACUGCAGGAGAGAGCAUUGACCGAAACAGAAACGACAGCGUUAAUGAAAUGGUGGCCAAGUGUCGGAUAUGAAAAGAUCGCAAUUUCUGCUCCAGGCUACGACUACUGUUAA